This is a messenger RNA of Solea senegalensis (Senegalese sole), 468 nucleotides long. RefSeq names its product translocating chain-associated membrane protein 2-like. NCBI's taxonomy places the organism in Eukaryota, Metazoa, Chordata, Actinopteri, Pleuronectiformes, Soleidae. The record is from RefSeq and is a predicted model, not a curated record. Gene Ontology annotation, cellular component: endoplasmic reticulum membrane. Gene Ontology annotation, biological process: protein insertion into ER membrane; SRP-dependent cotranslational protein targeting to membrane, translocation. The transcript has 3 exons. Bases 62 to 403 code for a protein of 113 amino acids.
AGUUCUCGGCGUGUUGUGCUUCAGGUUUGACCUGUGGGCGAUUGGCUUCGUGUUCACACGGAUGGCCACUCUGACCCUAAUGUUCCUGGCUGUCGGGUUUGGUUUAGCUCGCACCGAGAACCAGGGCCUGGACUUGGAGAUGGGAAACUUCAACACUUUACUGAUUAGGAUGACCGUUCUACUGCUGGUGUGUUUGACCCAGUCUUGGCUUCUAUGGAAGUUCAUCCGCUUCCAGCUCAGGCGCUGGAGGGAAUUCAGACACGAACAGGCCGUCCGCAAGAAGGCAGCGCCCAAACAGCCCCUACGGACACUUAAGAGAGACUCGCUCGGUCACCACGAAAAUGGAGUCCUUAAAGCUGAGAACGGAGCCUCUCCUCGGACUAAAAAACUCAAAUCACCCUAAGAGGAUGCACAGACUGACCUGAACCAAGUGGCCUUAACCGAGACUAAGAUGUGUCAACAGCCUAA